Heterocephalus glaber (naked mole-rat) is the source of this 2905-nucleotide messenger RNA. RefSeq names its product tudor domain containing 3 (gene Tdrd3). Gene Ontology annotation, cellular component: nucleus. Gene Ontology annotation, molecular function: protein binding. The record is from RefSeq and is a predicted model, not a curated record. NCBI's taxonomy places the organism in Eukaryota, Metazoa, Chordata, Mammalia, Rodentia, Bathyergidae.
UUCUCCUGUGAGAAUGGGCUAGGCCCGGGACGUCUUCAGAGCGCUCGGGUUUCAGGCCGGCGCCGUCCCGCCCGCCCCAGGGUGGCUGCCGGAAGCGCGGCCUGGCUUUCUGCCCCACAGAGCGCCUCCCACCAGUUUCCGAGGUGUGCAGGUGCGAAUAGUGGCACACGCGCGAAAACCCAACCAAAACACUAGAGCAGUGGGUGACGAGGCACGGCCCUCGGACUCCAGCCCCCGCCGCAGCCGCCGCCCCAGCCCGGCCCACGCGGCCUCUCGGAAAACGCGGCGAGCGGAACCAGCACGCGGAAGUGCCCGCUGCACUGAGCAUGCCCAGUCGUGGGGCCGACCGGAGGAGUUUUCUUUUCUUUUUUUCUUUCUUUUUUUCCUUUUUCUUCUUUUUUGGGUCUCAAGUAGGAGGUGUCCCUCCCGCCCCCACCCCAUCCCCCUAUCGCCCCCGCCCCAGGCAGCUGCCAUGGCAGAGGUCCCCGGCGCGUUGUUGUCCCAGGCGGGUUGGUAUCUUUCGGACGAAGGCAUUGAAGCUUGCACAAGUUCUCCUGACAAAGUCAAUAUAAAUGACAUCAUCCUUAUUGCUCUCAAUACAGAUUUGAGAACAAUUGGCAAGAAAUUCCUUCCCAGUGACAUCAGCAGUGGUGGAAAGGUAGAAAAGCUUGAAGGUCCAUGUGUUUUGCAAAUUCAAAAAAUUCGAAAUGUUGCUGCACCAAAGGAUAACGAAGAAUCUCAGGCUGCACCAAGGAUGCUGCGCUUGCAGAUGACGGAUGGUCAUAUAAGUUGCACAGCAGUAGAAUUUAGUUAUAUGUCAAAAAUAAGCCUGAACACACCACCUGGAACUAAAGUCAAGCUGUCAGGCAUUGUUGAUAUAAAAAAUGGAUUCCUGCUCUUGAAUGACUCUAACACCACAGUUCUUGGUGGUGAAGUGGAACACCUCAUUGAGAAAUGGGAGUUACAGAGAAGCUUAUCAAAACACAGUAGAAGCAACAUUGGAACUGAAGGUGGACCACCUCCUUUUGUGCCUUUUGGACAGAAGUGUGCAUCUCAUGUUCAAGUAGAUAGCAGAGAACUUGAUAGAAGAAAGACGUUACAAGUUACAAUGCCUGUCAAACCUACAAAUGAUAAUGAUGAAUUUGAAAAGCAAAGGACUGCUGCUAUUGCAGAAGUUGCAAAGAGCAAAGAAACCAAGACCUUUGGAGGAGCAGGGGGUGGUGCCAGAAGUAAUCUCAACAUGAAUGCUGUUGGUAACCGAGGUAGAGAAGUUUUACAGAAAGAAAAAUCAACCAGAUUGGAAGGGAAACAUGAAGGUGUCUAUAGAGAAUUGGUUGAUGAGAAAGCACUGAAGCACAUAACAGAAAUGGGUUUCAGUAAGGAUGCAUCGAGGCAAGCUCUUAUGGAUAAUGGCAACAACUUAGAAGCAGCAUUGAAUGUACUGCUUAACAACAAUAAACAGAAACCUGUUACAGGUCCACCUCCAAGAGGUAGAGGAAAAGGCAGGGGUCGAGUAAGAUCAGAAGAUGAAGAGGACCUAGCAAAUGCAAGGCCUUCAGCACCAAGCACAUUAUUUGAUUUCUUGGAGUCUAAAAUGGGAAAUUUAAGUGUGGAAGAACCUAAGUCACAGCCACAGCAGUUUCAUCAGGGACACCACAGAAUGUCAAAUAAUGAACAAAAUGGAGUAAAAGAUAAUCAACCAAGACAUCUUCCUCGUAAUGAUACCAGGCAGCCAAGAAAUGAAAAACCUCCUCGUUUUCAAAGAGACAUCCAAAAUUCAAAGUCAGUUUUGGAUGGCAGUGGAUUGCCUAGAAAUAGAGUUUCUGAAAGACCGAGUAUUUCUUCAGGAUCUGAAGUAUGGGCUGAGGAGAGAAUCAAAUGUGAUAGACCAUAUUCUAGAUAUGACAGAACUAAAGAUACUUCAUAUCCUCUAAGUUCUCAGCACAGUGAUGGUGCUUUUAACAAAAGAGAUAAUGCUAUGCAAAGCAGAUCAGGAAAAGGUCCAGCCUAUGCAGAAGCAAAAGAAAAUCCACUUCCUCAAGAAUUCACAGAUUAUAAUAAUCAAAAACGUGGGAAAAGAGAAAGCCAAACAGGUAAUCCUGAUCAUUUUUAUGACAGGAAAUCACGAACAAUAAAUAAUGAAGCUUUCAGUGGUGUAAAAAUUGAAAAACAUUUUCACGUAAAUACUGAUUACCAGAAUCCUGUCCGAAGUAAUAGUUUCAUUGGCAUUCCAAAUGGAGAGACAGAAAUGCCCCUGAAAGGGAGAAGAGUAGGACCGAUUAAGCCAGCAGGAUCUGUCGCAGCUAUGCCCUAUGAAGAUAAAAUAUUUUACAAUAGUGGGCCCAAAAGAAGAUCUGGGCCAAUUAAGCCAGAAAAAGUGCUGGAAUCAUCUAUUCCUAUGGAGUAUGCAAAAAUGUGGAAACCUGGAGAUGAAUGUUUUGCACUUUAUUGGGAAGACAACAAGUUUUACCGAGCAGAAGUUGAAGCUCUCCAUUCUUCCGGUAUGACUGCAGUUGUUAAAUUUAUUGAUUAUGGAAACUAUGAAGAGGUGCUAUUAAGCAGUAUCAAGCCCAUUCAGACAGAGGCAUGGGAAGAAGAAGGCACCUAUGACCAAACUCUUGAGUUCCGUAGAGGAGGUGAUGGCCAGCCAAGACGAUCUACUCGGCCAACCCAGCAGUUUUACCAACCUCCCCGGGCUCGAAACUAAUAUGAAAAGGGUCUCUGUGAAGAAAGGAGCUGUCAAAACCUCAUGGUCAAAACUUCUUGAUAGACCUUCAACUUUCCCUUCAGAGUAAAAUGCAGCCAUGGUGGAUAUUGUUAUUUGAAGAAACAAAAAGCAAAUUUUUAGGGAGGAAAAGGAUUUUUUCUUCUGCCAUCAAUAAAACUAUUGUGCUAUAUAUAUUAA